Molecule: messenger RNA, 2496 nt
Organism: Coccidioides posadasii C735 delta SOWgp
Lineage: Eukaryota; Fungi; Ascomycota; Eurotiomycetes; Onygenales; Onygenaceae
Source: RefSeq, a predicted model, not a curated record
AUGAGCUCAAUCACAGAGGAUAGGACACUGCACAACUUCAUCCUGGAGAACUAUCCAGAUGAAGCGCUUUUGGAGACACUUGAAGAGUACGCGUACUCGCCUGAAGCGACUAAAGCCAUCUCAGAGACUCCGUCGACUCACAGCUUCAGAGAAUGGAUCAGGAGCAUUCGAAGCAGCAAAGCAAGUCUUCCACAGGGUCCAUCACGCUUUGUGACAGACUGGCCAGAAGAUGAGGGGCUAGAUGACAGCUAUCGCAUGUUCCCUAAAGAGCGAAUCAGUGGUGAUGAUGCUUCGUUCGUGACAUCUUCCUCGUUCCUUCACAGUGUGAAAACGGCGAGCAUGAGUCUGGCUAGCCUGAGUAUCUUGAAUCGAGGCAGGUCGAAUACUCAAACAAGCAGCCACCAUCGCAGCAGCACCUUUUCCGGUUCUGACCCCCGAAAAUCUAUUGACAGCAACAGGCUUGGAUCAACUCCUCCCUUUGAUGAAGCGGCGUGGCGCCACGCCAUUCAAAGAUACCGGAUCAUUCAAGAGCUGAUUGAUACUGAAGUAUCGUACAUCUCUAUCCUCAAGAAUCUAUCACAGGGUCUCUCAUUGGUCCUUAUAGCUCCAUCCGGAGUUCACCAAAGCGUCGACAAGCUCAUUACAUUCCAUGAACGACUACUAGCCAGCCUUCGGAACCGUCCAACUGUUUCUACAUCGAAUGCAAACCUCAAUACACGAGGUCCGACCCGCCGAAUGAAAUAUGCAAACGAAAACGACCCAAACCCAUCCACAAUUGGGGUGGAUAGCAUAUUUCUGGCUCCGAAAAAACUUCGUUGGCAAGCAAGCCCACGUAUCCGAUCACCAACUGUUCUUAUGGCUACACCGAAAGAGGCAGCGGACGUAGCAUGCAUCUUAAAGGCACAUCUGCCAGGAUUUCUCGUCUAUAAAGAAUAUCUCAUGAAGUACCCGUCGGUGCAAAGUGAGAUCGAUCAACUACGCCAGACAAAACAGAACUGGCAAGCGUAUGACCAGGGACUAGAAGCAUUAUUCCGGACUGUUCAGCCCUUCAGCUCACGUGAGAAGUACGCAAACCAUGCUCGCACUAUUAGCGAUCUUUUGAUACAGUGCCUUGUAACACACGAAACGCUUCGACAAGCACACCAAGAAACAGUAAAUGUUGCUCAAGAGGUGAACAGCGGCUCCGACGAUCCUAUCGCCAUAGACCGCUAUAGAAAGACAAUGGAGCUCCAAAAAAGGCUUGAAUUUCCCUCGAGCCAGGUAGGGUAUAAUUUACGAGCUAAAACUAAAUCAGUUGUUAACAUAUGUCUCCAGGACUACCAUGAUAUCCUCAAGACGUACGGGCCACUGAAAGUAUGCGGUGUUCUGCAUGUUGCUUACCAAAUCGGGGAAACCGUGUCUGGGAGCUAUAUGGUGUGCGCUUUGUUUGACUCUUAUAUUCUUCUCGCCACGUCAAGUAGUGAUCGCGAAAAAUUCAGGGUUAUGGCCAUCAUUCAUAUCCGUGGGUCAAGACUAGAGGAGCCUGCGAAUGGAAUAGGCUUGCAUUGCUCUGGUACUCCCUAUUCCUGGAAGCUCAUAUUCACCUUCGAACAUAGCCUUGUCGAAUUGAUUUUCAGUGCUUGCUCGGAGAAGGAAGAGACAGAAUGGCUUCGGAACCUAAUAAUUCAGAUCAACCCUGAACAGGAAGCCCGGUCGGAGACCGUCGGACAGCCGGCGCGGAAUUCAUUCAUUUAUUUUGCUCUGAAGCCUCUACAGGCUGUGAUACUGAAUGGUCGUUUGCUGAGCGUUGCGCGACGCAGCUCUAUCCAUGGCACUUUGAUCACAACUGGCAGUCCAGAUUACCUGCCCAUUCAUAUUAAGGGAACUACUGCUCUACCUACAAACCAAGCUACUCGUCCUCCAUUAGGGAGGUCACAGUCUGUGCAAAACUCCCGUCGAGAUAUCGUACUCGCACCAAAGAGACAAAAAAGGGUCAAAAUGGAGAAGCGCCUUGUAGACAUCUGGACUCGCGAUGUCGUCCCGUAUCCCGGAAUGCCAUUGGGAAUAGGGGAGUCUUUUAUGCGAACAUCAACGGACGUCUUGAUGGGAAAGUUCACAAGUUUGCCGCAAUUUGCGCGGCGCACUAAUAGUAACCGUAUAUCGAUAAAGAACAAUAGUGUCGAACAAUUUUCUAUCCCAAAAUCCGAGAAUCACAAAAUGGAGGCUAAAGACGAAGAUUCUAUCAACAGUAGCCCUACCAAAGAGACUGGUCAAGGCCAAGGAGACGACAAAACUGGCCUCCAAAAGGCGGCGAUGGAUGCGCCGAGCACUCAGAGAAGAGGGUUUAUGUCACUUCGCAAGAAGCACUCAAACUUGGUGCAGCGGGCCAUUGGUGAAGCUCCGAGCGAGGUUCGAUAUAAGGGAAGUAGACAGAGUCUCCGCAAACGGCUAAGUGUAGCCUUGUUUAAAUCCAGCUCCCCCGGCAAGUCACGACGAUCCAACUCGGUGGAGGCUUGA